Molecule: messenger RNA, 638 nt
Organism: Meleagris gallopavo (turkey)
Lineage: Eukaryota; Metazoa; Chordata; Aves; Galliformes; Phasianidae
Source: RefSeq, a predicted model, not a curated record
ACUUUCCAGCACCUGCUUGCUUCAGAGGGCGACACUUCAGGGAUUACACUGAGGAAGUGCCAAGAGCCAGCAUUUCUCACUCCCCUCUCGCCUGCCUCCGCCCCCUGCACUGCUGCACAUACACACACACACACCCCAAUAUAGAAUGACAGCACACUGCCACAGUUUAAAUGACACUGCCUCUGCCUCUUCAGAAGGACGGGUCCUUCAGAGAGCACCAGCCACAACAGCUGCCUACCCUUGCAAAAAACAUCAUCAUGGCAUAUAAAGCUGCACAUCUGGCUUUUAAGUCGCGCUGGCACAAGACAGACGAAGAACUCUGUCGCCACAGCAUGUCAUUUGACUUACAUAAGGCAAUCCAGAAUGACUUCUUCCAGUGUUACCUUUAUCUGCUGGAAACUCUUCCCCUGGUGAAACUUUACGCUUUAACAAGCCAAGUUAUCAAUGGGGAGAUGCAGUUCUACGCCAGGGCCAAACACUUCUACCAGGAGGUACCAGCCACAGAAGAGGGCAUGAUGGGAGACUACAUUGAGCUCUCCAAUAUAGACAUUGAAUCCUCCAGGGAGUUUCUCAGGAAGUUUGUUGGGGUGAGUCAUUUAAUCCCAUCUUCUGCAAGAGACAGUAGCGAUGUGUCAUAA